Molecule: messenger RNA, 528 nt
Organism: Prunus mume (Japanese apricot)
Lineage: Eukaryota; Viridiplantae; Streptophyta; Magnoliopsida; Rosales; Rosaceae
Source: RefSeq, a predicted model, not a curated record
AUGGAUUGGCUAUUUCUUCCUAUCUCUGGUGCAGAUACAAUGAUUUCAGGCUCUGUUGAUAGUGGUGGCCGUAAGACGAGAUACAAAGCAGGGCCUAGUAGUGGCACCAAUGAUAAAAAUAGAAGCCAAGAGCCUUUGUCAAACCUGCAAAAAGGAGGUCCCUUUGGGAACCUAAGAGGCCUUGUUUUGCUGAACCUUUCCAACAAUUCUCUCACUGGUCGCAUCCCCUCGUCUUUAGGGGACUUGACUGUUCUUGAAUCGUUAGAUCUCUCCCAGAACCAGCUCUCAGGAAGGAUCCCCAAUAAUUCAGCACAACUCACUUUUCUUGCAUAUUUUAAUGUAUCCAAUAACCAUCUCUCCGGGCCUAUAACACUUGGCAAACAAUUCGAUACCUUCCAGGAGAAGGACCCGUACAAAGGAAACUCUGGUUUGUGUGGAAAGCCUCUGUCAAAGAAAUGUGAAGAUUCUGAGAGCUCAACGCAGCCACCACCAUCAAUCGUGGAAGAAGAUGAAGACUCAUUGCACUAG